AUGGCCAGCGAGGUAGCAGAGGAUACAUUUGUGAAACUAAGCAAAGAGGAGGUCGGUUAUCUUAAGACUUUUUAUUCCACCGCCACAGUUUCUAACGCUGCGGAAACGUGGAAAAAGAAAUCAGUCUCAAUAGUAUCUCCGAAAUCUGGAAGAAUAUUAAGACAGAAAAAAGAUGGAGAAAAGAAAGCACUUAAAACAGAACAGAAUGGGAAGGAAUCUUCUGGAUUCUUCACGAGAAUGUUUGAAGACUUUAGAAAAGCCAAAGUGUCUGAUUAUACCUACCAACAAUCGAAUGUGCGACGAAAUAGUUCUUAUAAACCUUUUUGGGCGACUAAAGUUGAGGAACCGAAAACAAAAGCCAUAGAUGAACCAGAAAUCACAACUAGAAAUGUUAAAGCUGUGGAACGCAGUAAUGCGCUGGUUAACAAAAGUAUGAUUUUUUCUAAAGAAGUGGUUGGGUCUCCUAAAGUUACAUUGACGAAUGUACGUACCAAGCAUAGUACGCCGGAAAAGAGGCUCUCGAAUGUAGACCAUCAUAUGGUGCACAGGUUGAAGAUGCCGGCCGGCUAUAAUGGCAGCAAAAUGUUCAUGCCCACUGGUGAACAACUGUUUUGGCUAGGCGAGGCCCGUCCAUCAAACUUUGGCCCGGCUACGUACCAAGACUUCAAGGAGAUCAGGUCUCGUUGCUACUCUGAAGGAAGGCUCUUUGAGGACCCGGAGUUCCCAGCCAAUGACCGCAGUCUUUACUACAAGGAGAGACUUGAUAGACCAAUCACUUGGCUGCGACCAAAGGAGAUAUGCGAUGAUCCUCAACUGUUCGUGGAGGGGUACAGUCGUUUCGAUGUUCAGCAGGGAGAGCUCGGUGACUGCUGGCUACUGGCCGCCGUUGCCAACCUCACCCUACACAGAAAAUUGUUCUUCCAAGUGGUGCCAGAUGACCAGAGCUUCGAUGAGGAGUAUGCUGGUGUCUUCCAUUUCCGUUUCUGGCAGUACGGUCGUUGGGUGGACGUGGUGAUCGACGACAGACUGCCGACGUACCGCGGCAAGCUGGUCUUCCUUCACUCCUCGGAGCAGAACGAGUUCUGGAGUGCACUGCUUGAGAAGGCGUAUGCUAAACUGCACGGUUCCUACGAAGCUCUGAAGGGCGGUUCGACAUGCGAGGCGAUGGAGGACUUCACCGGAGGAGUGACGGAGAUGUACGAUAUAGCGGAAUUACCUCCCAACUUUUACACUAUACUGCUUAAAGCGUACGAGAGGAACUCGCUCAGCGGGUGCAGUAUUGAGCCGGACCCCAACAUCUUAGAAGCGGAGACCCCAGCCGGCCUGAUCCGGGGUCACGCAUACUCCAUAACGAAGGUGAAGUACGUGGACAUCGAGACCCCGGGCCGCAGCGGUAAGAUACCACUACUGCGACUGCGCAACCCAUGGGGCAAUGAAGCCGAGUGGAACGGACCUUGGAGUGAUAAGUCACCGGAAUGGCGUUUCAUCCCCGAAUCAGAGAAGGAAGAGAUGGGGCUCACGUUCGAUGACGACGGAGAGUUUUGGAUGUCAUUCAAGGACUUUGUUAAUCACUUCUCAAGAGUGGAGAUUUGCAACUUGAACCCUGACUCCUUGGACCCGGAGGAGUGCCCCGAGGGAUGCACCAAGAAGUGGGAGAUGUCAGUCUUCGAGGGAGAGUGGGUUAGAGGUGUGACUGCGGGAGGAUGCAGGAACUACCUGGAGACGUUCUGGAAGAACCCUCAGUACACCGUCACCUUGCAAGAUGUCGACGAGGGCGAUGACGAGAACAAGUGCACUAUCAUCGUAGCUCUAAUGCAGAAGAACCGGCGUUCCCAGCGCCACCAAGGCUUGGAGUGUCUGACGAUAGGCUUCGCCGUGUACCGUCUCCCCGACUAUGGACACGUACCUAAACCUCUCGACGUCAACUUCUUUAAGUACAACGCUUCCGUGGGACGCAGUCAGGCCUUCAUCAAUCUCCGUGAAGUCAGCGCUAGGUUCAAGUUGGACCCAGGCAGUUACGUGAUAGUACCGUCCACCUUCGAUCCUGAUGAAGAAGGAGAAUUCCUGCUUAGAGUCUUCUCGGAGAAGUCUAACAACAUGGCCGAAAAUGACGAGGACAUCGGUAUGGGAGAUGUUGAUGACCGGGUAAAGGAUAUAGCUCCCAAUCCCGAGCCGGCAGAUCCUGUGCGGGAUCUCUUCAACAGACUGGCCGGAGCUGAUGGCGAGGUAGACUGGCAGGAACUCAAAGAGAUCCUCGACUACGCCAUGCGUGAAGAGCUAGCGAUGAAGCAAGGCGCGGCUUACGAUGGCGGCGGAGGGGGAGGGGUGCACUACUCCCCCCCAGGGGGAGGGGGCAACGAGCCCAGCUGCCUGGAACAACUACUCUGUGCCCUUUGCACCCCCAUCUGCAAAGAAAUCGGAGUUGACCUGCAGCAAAUGCAGCAACAGAACCAGAAUCAAGAACAGGUCCAUCUUACGCAACCACAACCGCAAACAGAGCUGAAAGGACAAGGAUUUUCAAAGGAUGUCUGCCGUAGUAUGGUCGCUAUGUUGGAUAAGGACGGGUCUGGUGGACUCGGCUUUGAUGAGUUCAAAACGUUGUGGAUCGAUCUACGUAACUGGCGUGCGGUGUUCCGCCUGUACGACACGGAGGGUCGCGGCGCCAUCCCCCCGCAACACCUGAGGGACGCGCUGCACUCCGCCGGGUAUACCGUCAACGCUCACGUACUCAACGUCCUCGCCCACAGAUACAGCUCUCCGGAUGGAUACAUUCAAUUCGAUGAUUUCAUAAUGUGCUCGGUGCGACUGAAGACUAUGAUCGAUACGUUCAAGGGGAGAUCUUCAGGCGGGGAAUACGCCACUUUCUCCCUCGAAGAAUGGCUAAAUCGCACAGUCUACGCAUAAAACGUCGGAAACUAUGCCUUAUUGUCGUUAGAAACAAGGUCUACAAUCGCAAAAUGUACAUUGAAAUAUUUAAAAAGUUGUUUCCUCCAUAAAUUUGUUGUAUCGAGUACCUUUUGCUAAUGUACGUGAGAUUUUAUAUGUCUAAGUCACAAAUAUUUAAUACUAAAAUUAAGGUCUAAUUACGGUGACUUAAUUCUCUUAUACGGGUAUAAAUAAACCUAACUAAAAAUAAAAAUAUUUUUAUAUUCGCCUAUAAUCAAAAUAGUUUAAUGUAAAAACAGUAUUUUUGUUAUCCACCGAUUAUCCAUUCCAAUGUGCUAGAGCGUUUUGUCUAUGGUUCAUCUAUGGUCAAGACGUACCGUGUUUAGUUCUGUGCGAUUAGCUAAGAAAGCUUUUUACGUGAAAAUAAUAUUUCAUUCAUAUAAUUAUAUAUGUUGUAAUGUAUACAUGUUGCACUCAGUUGCAUUCACAAUGCAUUUUAUAAUCGCAAAACCUUUAUUUAUUUUGACAUAUUUUUGUUAUAAAGAUCUGAAAUAAAAACAUUUAUUCGUAUAAUAUUUGGUUUUCUUUACUCCAAAUAGCUUAUUUUUUACAUACAAUUAGUACUAGAAUUAGAUUAUAAAAAAGAAAUUCUAUUCAUAUACAGACAUUACAUAAUAAUUAUGUAUCUUUCCAAAUUAUA
Messenger RNA from Spodoptera exigua (beet armyworm), 3586 nucleotides. Lineage: Eukaryota; Metazoa; Arthropoda; Insecta; Lepidoptera; Noctuidae. The record is from the annotation of a GenBank genome assembly.